AUGUUGAAGUACUCUGUGCUACUGCCAACCUAUAAUGAAAGGGAGAACCUACCACUCGUGGUUUGGCUGAUAGUGGAAGCUUUUGAAGAGGCUGGAGAGAGUUUUGAAAUCAUCAAUAUAGAUGAUGGAAGCCCUGAUGGAACACAGGAAGUAGCAGAGCAGCUUCAGAGGAUAUUUGGUGAAGAUCGUAUUGUUCUUCGACCCCGAGCUGAGAGACUUGGGUUGGGAACAGCUUACAUUCAUGGCUUGACUCAUGCCAGAGGGGAGUUCAUCUUUAUAAUGGAUGCAGACCUUUCCCACCAUCCCAAGUUUAUAAAAGACUUCAUCCAAGUGCAGAGAGAAGGAGAUUACGACAUUGUAACUGGAAGUCGGUACUCAGAUGGGGGUGGAGUUUAUGGCUGGGAUUUGAAGAGAAAGAUAGUGAGUUCUGGAGCAAAUAUUCUAACCCAAAUUCUCCUGAGACCAGGCAUUUCAGAUGUGACUGGUAGUUAUCGACUCUACAAGAAGCAUGUUCUACAGAAACUUGUUAAAUCGUGUGAGAGCAAAGGAUAUGUCUUUCAGAUGGAGAUGAUUGUGAAAGCAAGGGAAAAUGGCUUUUCUGUUUCCCAAGUACCCAUCACCUUUGUUGAUCGCAUGUAUGGAGAGUCAAAAAUGGGAUUUUCAGAGAUCUUACAGUUUGCCAAGGGCCUCCUACAUCUCUUUAUGACAUCACAAUGA
This is a messenger RNA of Darwinula stevensoni, 717 nucleotides long. The record is from the annotation of a GenBank genome assembly. Lineage: Eukaryota; Metazoa; Arthropoda; Ostracoda; Podocopida; Darwinulidae.